GACCUGCUGACCGACCCCUAUUUCCUCCUCCACGGCUCCGCUCCCCCUCUUCCUUUUCUCUCUCUCCCACGGCCCGAAUAACCAACCUAUUCUAGGGAUUAGAUCGGAAUAAGGGUCGGAAUAGAGGGAUGACGGGGUGCGGGUUCGGGGAUCCGAAUGGCCGGGAGCAGUGGUGCCGCGACGGCGUGGCCGCGGCCCACCUCAAGUGGGUCUCGAUCGGGAUAAUUUUAUUCACGAGCGCGGUGGGGAUAUCCUCGCCGGUGAUGCUGGCCCGCCUCUUCGAGGGGAAGCCCGCCUACGCGAACUCGCUCCUUCUCAUCAAGUGCUUCGCCGCCGGGGUCAUCCUCUCGACCUCGCUCGUGCACGUCCUCCCCGACGCCUUCGACGCCCUCGCGGACUGCCAACUCGCCUCCCGUCACCCGUGGCGCGACUUCCCCUUCUCCGGCUUCGUCGCCCUCCUCGGCGCCCUCCUUGCCCUCCUCGUCGACAUCUCCGCCACCUCCCACGCCUCCGCCGCCGCCGCCAAGCCGCAGUACACCCCGAUCGAUCUCGAGGAGUUGGGAGGAAAGGGCGGCGGAAAAUUACGGCCGGAGGCGGCGGCGGCCGUGGUGGCGAUGAGCGGAUGCCACGGCCACCAUGGGGACCGCCAAGAUUUGGAUGACCAUGGGAACGAGGAGGAGAGACUGGCGAAGCUGAAGCAGAGGAUGGUGUCACAGGUCUUGGAGAUUGGGAUUAUAUUCCACUCGGUGAUUAUUGGGAUCACGAUGGGGAUGUCUCAGAACCAGUGCUCUAUUCGGCCGCUUGUUGUUGCGCUCGCCUUCCACCAGAUCUUCGAAGGGAUGGGCCUCGGUGGAUGCAUCGCCCAGGCUGGUUUUGGCUUCUGGACAGUCGGGUAUAUGUGCAUAAUGUUCUCAGUGACUACACCAAUGGGGAUAGUGCUAGGAAUGAUGGUGUUCUACAUGACGGGAUACGACGAUAGCAGCCCCAAUGCUCUCAUCUUGGAAGGCUUGUUGGGAUCUCUCUCUUCCGGAAUUCUUGUAUACAUGGCUCUGGUGGAUCUCAUAGCUGUAGAUUUCUUCCAGAACAAAACAAUGUCCUCGAGUCCUCGAUUGAAGGCGGCUUGUUACAUUGCUUUAGUGCUAGGAUCUGCUUCAAUGUCUGUACUUGCACUUUGGGCAUAGAGCUUGAGUUUGUAAUUUCACCAUAUUAUUAGAAUUGGAAAUGCAAAAUAUAUAAUUUUAUAUCAGAUGGUGUGAUUUUCAAAA
Elaeis guineensis (African oil palm) is the source of this 1265-nucleotide messenger RNA. Its product is annotated as zinc transporter 6. Lineage: Eukaryota; Viridiplantae; Streptophyta; Magnoliopsida; Arecales; Arecaceae. The record is from RefSeq and is a predicted model, not a curated record. Gene Ontology annotation, biological process: zinc ion transmembrane transport. Gene Ontology annotation, molecular function: zinc ion transmembrane transporter activity. Gene Ontology annotation, cellular component: plasma membrane.